ACGUCAGCGGUCGUCGAACGUUCGAUAAAUUCGAUUACAAAACAAACAAAAGUUCACCAAAAGUAUAAUAAAAAUCAUAAAAAUCUUUAAUUACUUAAUAAAAUGGGGAAUUUCACUAGAUUGAAUACACACUAAAAACUAGUUCGAAGAAUAAUGGAGGCUCUUAUCUUCGCUGCUUAUCGUUAAAUGGACAGGAGAGGCAAAAUUGAGCGUUGCAAAGCAAGGAGUAAUGAUUUCAGCAGUGCGUGGAGGAUGGCGGGCGCUGGUCGAGAGGGGGUCGACUCGGCUGGCAGUGGUGCCCGGGAGGCGCUGCUGUGCGAGCGCCGCGGCCCGGAGCCACGCGCCGCCGGGCGCCAACAGGUCACGCUACGUGCUGGCCACUGCUGCCGUGGGCGUAGCACUUAUCGCUGCUGACUAUGUUUAUAAUGAGAAAAAGUUCUUCAAAGCAGCUAAAGUUGGGAAUAUACAAGAGUUAAGAAAACAGAUAGAAGCAGCGCAUGGCGACGGAAAGAACUCUGGCGACGCAGGGGAAGGGGGGCCGGCGAAUCGACGACAUGCUUUAGGCUGGACCGCGCUCAUGGUGGCCGCCGCCAAUGACCAACCUGCCGCAGUUCGCGAGCUUCUGCGUCUCGGAGCACGCCCCGACUUGCCGGAGCAAUAUGCGGGAGCAUCCGCAACGGCAGCCACAACGGGCCUUCAUCCAUUGGAAGUAUUACAGAGGCGGGAGGAUGAGUUCUGCAGUGCUAUGAACGCUCGGGCUUCAUUUCUGGGCUGGACGGCUCUUCAUUACGCUGCUCUAGCCGACUCUACCACCUCGGCCAAGGCGUUGCUCGAAGCCGGCGCCGACCCGACCUCUCGCGACCAUGCCGGCCGCCGAGCCUUGCACUACGCCAGAGACCCUUCCACCACGCGCGAUGUGAUCCUGGAGCACGUCGGCAAAUGGGAGGAGGCGGCGGCCGCGGCGGCGGCGGAGGAGCGCCGCAGGUUCCCGCUGGAGCAGCGACUCAAGCAGUUCAUCGUCGGACAAACCGCUGCAAUAGAAACGGUAGCGGCAGCCGUGAGGCGGAAAGAAAACGGAUGGGCUGACGAGGAACACCCGCUCGUGUUUCUCUUCUUAGGAAGCUCCGGUAUCGGAAAGACGGAGCUCGCGAAGCAGCUGGCGAGGUACAUGCAUCGCGACGAUCCCGCGGCGUUCAUUCGCCUCGACAUGUCGGAGUACCAGGAGAAGCACGAAGUGGCCAAGCUGAUCGGAGCUCCGCCCGGCUACGUGGGCCACGAGGAGGGCGGCCAGCUCACGCGCGCUCUCGCGCGGCGAGCGGACGCGGUGGUUCUCUUCGAUGAGGUCGACAAGGCACAUCCUGAUGUACUCACAGUACUCUUACAGCUGUUCGAUGAGGGUCGGCUGACGGACGGCAAGGGCAAGCUCAUCGAGUGCAAGAACGCCAUCUUCGUGAUGACGUCCAACCUGGCCGCCGACGAGAUCGCGCAGUACGGGCUGCAGCUGCGGCGCGAGGCGGAGGCGCGCGCCGCGCAGCGCGCCCGCGCGCACCCCGCGCCCGCCGCCGACACGCCCACCAAGCAAUUCGACGAGAAAUCCGAGUCGGUGAUAAUGUCGCACCCUGGGGACAUCGAGGUUGUGGAAGCGGAAGAGGCGCUGCAAGUUUCGCGCAAGUUCAAGGACACGGUGGUGCGGCCGAUCCUGAAGCGCCACUUCGGGCGCGACGAGUUCCUGGGCCGCAUCAACGAGAUCGUGUACUUCCUGCCGUUCUCGCGCCAGGAGCUGCUCACGCUGGUGCAGAUGGAGCUCAAGGCGUGGGCGGAGAAGGCUCGCGCGCGGCACAGCGUGGAACUGCGCUGGGAGGGCGGCGUGCUGGGCGCUCUCGCUGACGGGUACGACGUGCACUACGGCGCGCGCUCCAUCAAGCACGAGGUGGAGCGGCGCGUCGUGAACCAGAUCGCGCUGGCGGCGGAGCGCGGCGCCGUGGCGCGCGGCUGCAGCGUGCUGCUGCGCGAGCGCGCCGGCCGCGUGCUGCUCGCCGUGCGCGCGCCCAGCGACAAGGACUACGAGCCGCUGGACCUCGCGCAGCUGUAGCUCCUGAUAGUUACGCGCUACCGUCUUACCAACUCGCCGUGUGCCUCGUCCACGCCCUAACUACUCAUGCCAAACUUGACUGCUCUGCCGGACUCUUUCCUUAACCGCCACUUCAGAUACUCCCGCGCCCACAGACAAAAACUACUCGCCGGUAUACCUCGCACAGCUCCUUACCGCUACCCGCUUUCACCACACCUUACGUUGUCGCCCACUCUUACUAGCGAUGAGCGAAUUGUUCGACAACCGUUUGCUACCCUAGACUCUCUUUCCGCUGUACUCGCGGGCGGCCGGGCUAGGACUCCACGCCGCUGGGCCUUGCGCAUCUCCGACUGCCCCGGUGUCUGACCACCCCUUCCAACUCCUCAUUUUGAUCCGUCUAGGUGCUCCCCAUAUAUACUGCCGUACAAAAAAUCAUGACUUAUUUAAAUCAAAGCUUUUAUAAACCUGGACAGCUCCUUCCUUAACUUCACUUACAAAGUAUGAAAAUACGUAAUGUUCAUAUGACUCUAAUAGGUUGUGUGAAGUUGUGACAGUGACUGCAGCUGUCGAGGUCAUCCAAAUAGGGUCCAUGAUUGUCAGUUAACUUAGCAGUUACCAUUAGAAAUAAUAAUAAGUAAUUUAUACAGCUAGGUACUGAAUUCCAUUGUUAAUAUUAAUAUAAAGAAAAAUUGUAAUAUAUCUCUAGGACUGA
This is a messenger RNA of Maniola jurtina (meadow brown), 2783 nucleotides long. Its product is annotated as caseinolytic peptidase B protein homolog. Gene Ontology annotation, molecular function: protein binding; ATP binding; ATP hydrolysis activity. NCBI's taxonomy places the organism in Eukaryota, Metazoa, Arthropoda, Insecta, Lepidoptera, Nymphalidae. Gene Ontology annotation, cellular component: cytoplasm; mitochondrion. The record is from RefSeq and is a predicted model, not a curated record. The transcript is spliced from 6 exons. Bases 230 to 2092 code for a protein of 620 amino acids. Gene Ontology annotation, biological process: cellular response to heat.